GCAGUUCAAAUAAAGCCGUAUCAUCGCUCAUCAAUGACCAGAUUAAAAAUCACCGUUUUGGUCAAGUCAAUUAGACCAAGUACCGAAACUAUUACCAUUACUCGAGAAAUAACCAAUACAAUUGGUGGUAAGGUCAAUUUACAACAAAACCAUCGCAUCAAAGUUAUUGUGCCACAACAAUUUAUUGGUGCUGCGGGUCCUCAAGCUAUUGUCAAUGUCCAAUACAUUGCCGCCAUUCAAUGGUUAAUAGCUCAAGGGAUCCAAUUGAUUGCGAAUCACGAUCAUAGUGGAUAUACUUUUAAUAGUCGUAUUGUUUUCAAAUUAAUCAUUGCUUCUGAACCUUCUCCUCCAGCAGGAAU
Messenger RNA from Ambispora leptoticha, 359 nucleotides. The record is from the annotation of a GenBank genome assembly. Lineage: Eukaryota; Fungi; Glomeromycota; Glomeromycetes; Archaeosporales; Ambisporaceae.